GUCGUUCGCCGACCAGAUCAUCAGGCGUGUGCAGGCUCGCACACAACACAUGCUUGAGCCGGCUCACUGCGCAGGGUUCUUACUGAACCCCCGCAGGCGACACGUUCGCUACUUUUCGGGCCAGGUGGAGCGGUACGAUGCUUGGCUUGUGGGGCAAGCCAAGAGGUACAUUCUGAUGCAGACGGGAUUCGAGUUGAAGGGUGCGGAGUAUAUCCUUGCAUGUCGGCAGUUUGAGGACUUCCACAUUCAGCAGGGCAGGUUCGGGGAUUGGGGCGGGCCGGAGGGGCGUGCUCGUGGGCGCGCGUGCAGCGAGGACAGCGAGACGAUUGAGUGCGCGUCUUGGUGGUCUCAGUUCGGGUCGGGUGCGCCAGAGUUGCAGCGUUGCGCUCUUCGGGUGAUGCACAUGUGGUCUUGCGCCUCUCCAGCGGAGAGGAACUGGGCAGUCCACGAGGGCAUUCACACGAAGAAGCGCAACCAGUUGGCCUUCGAGAAGGUCGUUCAACUCGUUGAGAUCACCGUAAAUGUGCGGUUGACUGAGUGUCGGCGGGCUGGAUGCGGUUAUGUGUUGCCAUGGCAGCGGGACGAGGGCAUGCUGGAUUGCCAGGCAGGACUCGAGUUGGAGCCUGUGCGCUUGGGGACUCGCAGGGGGAUGACGGAGGAGGAGAUUGCUCGUCAGGUUGCACUUGUUACCCGGGAUCCCAUCGGGGCGUCCGCACCACCAUCGGCUGAUGCCAUUUUCGAUAGACGUGCUUGCAUUUUUCGGCCCUACCCCAGGGAGGACGACUCAGACGAGGAGCCGGCACCCGAGGCGGCAGAUGACCCUUCGCUCCGCAUUCCCCGCAAGAUCGACGAGACGCACGAGGAUCCCGACUCCGAGGAGAUGAGGGCACACACUGCAGGACGGGCAGCGGACCGGGCGGAGAGGGAGAUGCUGGGGGGAGACGAGGACUUUUGGGGCCCAUUCGGUGAGGUCGCUUCCACAGGCGGCCCAGAGGCGCAGGCGACGACCCCCACUCCGACAACGCGGGAUUCGUCCAUGCCGCCACCUCCUGCUCCGAGUCCUGCACCACCAUCGCCGGACAGGGAGGAGUUGGGGUCCUCUUUGCCUCAGUGCGGCCUUCUCCACAGAGGCGGGGCAGUUCGCCAGCUUAGGUUACGAUCACCUUCCCUAGGGAUAUUGCAGGAGGAGGGGGCACCGUUGGCAGCAGCAGUGGAGAGUUCGGUGGCACCAGCCGUGCCGGACCCGACGAUCGCAGUCGUGGUGGAGGAGAUAGCAGCAGCAACAGCAGCAGCAGUGCUGGAGGAGGAUCCACCAUCGGCAGGAGGAGAUGCAGCAGUGGAGGGGCAGGUGGCAGCAGCAGGAGGAGCAGGUGGAGGAGCAGCAGCAGUGGAGGUUGAGGUGGCAGCAGCAGUGGAGGAGGAGGAGGCACCGUCGACAGCUGCAGUGGAGGAGGAGAUAGCCGCACAGGCCGAGGUGCAGCGUGGGGGCGAUGACGAGCGCCUCAUGCAGCAGUUCCUCACGGAGGAGCUCGAUCCGGUCAUAGCAGGUAUGACCCCGGGUGUGGCGAGGGGGUUUGGGAUUUCAUAUUCGGAGAUGGGGACCCACUUAGACUUAGAUUUGUCGAUGGACCUUCCACCUAGUUGCGGCGGGGCAACAUCGACGGACCGGGCUCCAUCGAGGGACGAGGCGCCAGGGCAGACUUCGACGCAGACCGCGAGAGAGAGGACGACGACUGAGUCUCCAGAUGCAGCACACGACAUCAUGGAGCGAGAGAGGGCUCGACUUUUGGCAUCGACUUACCCGCGUGCUCAGGCGUUCGCACGGGCCGUAGAGGAGGCCUGGCAUCGAGAGAUAGGGGGGGAUUGUGUGCAGGGUGGGGUGGUGGCAGGGGAGGACGUUGCGGAGGGAGUGGCAGCAGAGCCGGUACCCGAGGCUAUGCCGGGUGGAGAAGAGGCAUUGCUGUGGAGGGACGGCCUCAGGCGCCACUUUGCUCCGCAGGACGUCCGUCGUCAUUUGGAUGCAGAGGAGUUGGCGAGAGAGGUUGUGGGCGAUGUUACUCGAUUGGACCGACGGAUCUUCGACCGGAGGCUCGAGCAUCCAGCAUGGCAGACGAUCCCUUCGGUUCCAUGGGGUCUUGCAUCGCCCGUGUGGUCUGGGUCUACCUCCACCGGAGGACAUACCGUGGGACAUGUUCCAGGGGUUUCAGGUGGCGUGACGGAGACAGCGCCACGCACAGGAGACAUGCCACCCCCUCCUUCCAGAGCACCUGUAGGUGAUCCAUCAUCGUCGCCCACAGGCAGAGGCUCUCGAUCCCCACACACGCCUGGGAGAUGUAGGAUUCGUGACACGACAGCAGUUCAACAGGACGUGUGUGACACGAUGAUAUUCGGGAGGACAGACAUAGAUUUGGAUUCCACCCGCCGUGUCACGGAGCACACUGCACGCCUUCAGCUGGGCUUGGGAGGAGGAGGCGCCAGGACGACCGCGGCGAGGGAGGUACCGGCAUCAGGUUGUGAGCCUCAGCGAGGUUGCGGCAGAGGAGUGUCCACCGAGACCUUGGAGUACGCUCUGAGAGCAGCGACGCGUGCCGUGCAGGAGCAGACUCCACGCAAGCAUGGAGUGCCUCCUUGUCCAUGCCCUGUGCCUGCAGAGGGAGGCGCAGCACUUGGAGAGAGUUCGGGGGCGGAGGGGUUGGGGAUGCCUCGUGGAUCCCGCCGUGAGCAGACCAUUGCAGAGGCUAGUGCGAGGGUUGCUGUGUUGAGGAGGGGAGGAGGCCCAGUCACCAUCGAGGAGGAUGAUCCUUAUACGGAUGCGGCUGUGCGGGAGGCGGACGAGGACUAUGAGGGCGAGGAGGGGGGAGAGGAGGAGAGCAGGAGCGGUUCCGAUGGUGACGACGACAACGACUACGAUGAGCCCCCACCUCCCCCAGGACCCCCACCGACGCGCGCAUCUAGACGCUCCGCUGCACGGACUUCUUCAUCCUCACGAGGGAGGAAGAGGUCGACAUCCGGCACUCGAGGGGGUACGAGGAGACACAGCGGGAAGGAGAAGAAGGGUCGUUGACCGAUGAGGCCAACACUCCGCUUCUCCCCUACUCGCAUUGUACGUCG
Chara braunii is the source of this 3111-nucleotide messenger RNA. Lineage: Eukaryota; Viridiplantae; Streptophyta; Charophyceae; Charales; Characeae. The record is from the annotation of a GenBank genome assembly.